Molecule: messenger RNA, 8910 nt
Organism: Ostrea edulis (European flat oyster)
Lineage: Eukaryota; Metazoa; Mollusca; Bivalvia; Ostreida; Ostreidae
Exons: 7
Coding region: 258-8048 (2596 amino acids)
Biological process (GO): fatty acid biosynthetic process
Molecular function (GO): 3-oxoacyl-[acyl-carrier-protein] synthase activity; fatty acid synthase activity
Source: RefSeq, a predicted model, not a curated record
CUUCUUUCAAGACAUAAUACUAAGGUAUGUUGUUGUUUUGUUAUGAAAGGCAUUUUGCAUGCACAGAAGUUUGUGUAUAACAACGUUCAUGACUAAGAAAUUUAACUGCUCUAUGCAUUUAAAUAGCCUAUCCAAAGGCUUGUACUGAAAGACAUUCCUCUAGAAUCAAAAUCAAAGCACCUGAAAUAACUAAUGAUAAGCAGUUCCGAUUGGUUCAAGAUAGCCCCUCCCACCUGUCAUCCCAUAUACUCCGCUUCAUGCUUCCGCAUAUAAAGACAUAUGAACAUGGGGCUAGUGUCUAUAUAAUCAAAUGUUCUGGAAAUGAUUAUGUCGAAAGGAUUAGAUUUAUUGUAGAUAUGAAUAAUGAUGAAUCCAUUGCAAUAGUUGGCAUCAGUUGCAAAUUUCCUGGUGCCGAAAAUUUGGAUGAAUUUUGGCGCGUUAUUGAAGGGGGCGAAGACCAUGUCAAAGACAUUCCAAAGGAUAGAUACGAUGUUGAAGCGUUUUACGACAGUGAUCCUGAUGCAACUGGAAAAUCAUAUAUUAGAAAAGCUGGUUUAGUAUCAGGAAUCAACGAGUGGGACAACAUAUUUUUCGAAAAAGGAGAGAAUGAGGCAAAAAAGAUGGACCCACAGCAGCGGUUAGUACUAGAGUGUGUAUACAAGGCAAUGGAAGACGGUGGAAUUACGAAAACAAAGUUGAAUAAGUCAGAAACGGGCGUCUAUAUAGGUGUUAUGAAUGGAGAGUUUGAAACGUGUUUGAGAAAUGAUGUUCAAUUUCUAUCAAACUACUCUGUGACUGGAAUUAGUAGAAGUAUUGUAUCAGCACAGGUUUCCUACUUUUUAAAUCUGCAUGGUCCGGCUAUCACAAUGGACACUGCCUGUUCCUCAUCCCUUGUUGCUAUUCACACAGCCACACAAGCGAUAAAAGCAGGCGAAAUAACAGCAGCUAUCUGUGGGGGAGUGAAUGUCCUCCUGAGUGAAAUGACUUCUAUUGUACUAUCAAAGGCACGGAUGGCAUCCCCGACAGGAAAAUGUCACACUUUUUCUAAGAAUGCCGAUGGAUACGUUCGAGGGGAAGGGUGUGGAAUAGUGAUUCUCAAGCGUCUUGGUGAUGCUAUUCGUGAAAAUGACAAAAUAUGGGGUACCAUUGCAACGGCCUGCAAUCAAGACGGACAUGAAAAUUCGCCAAUUACAGCACCUGCAGAGAGUCAGCAAAUCCACCUGUUACAAAGGAUUUUUGAAAAUUCAAAAAUGCAUCCAGGCAGUAUACAAUACAUUGAAGCUCACGGAACAGGAACCCCAGUUGGUGACCCAAUAGAAACAAAUGCACUAGGGAAAUUUUUUGGACCGCAUUUCAAAGAUCGUAAAGUUAAGAUUGGAUCCGUAAAAACCAACAUAGGACAUUUAGAAUCCGCAGCAGGUGUUGCUGGAAUCAUCAAAGUUCUUUUGAUGAUGAAACAUGGUCAUUUUGUCCCAUCACUGCAUGCUGAUGAACCAAACAAAAACAUUCCAUUUCAAGAAUAUGGCUUUACUAUAAGUAGAGACAACUCAAAAUGGAAACAAAAUUCUCAUGGCUGUCGUAUAGCAUCAAUCAAUUCAUUUGGAUUCGGAGGCACAAAUUCACAUGCAAUAAUAUACAGCAACCAGAGCUUUAACAAAUUGAGAAUCAAUGUUGAAGAGUCUAAUUCUGAAGUUUUGUUUCCCAAGAGCAAAGUUGUAGUAUUCUCUGCAGUAACAAAGGGGUCUUUGCGGAAAAUGAUGCAUGAAGUAAAGCAAAACCUCACAGAAAUGUCUUCAUUGGAAGAUUUAUCGUACACUUCUGUGUUUUGUAGAGAUCAUUUCAAAUUCCGUAAGUUGAUGUUAACGGAUUCUGUUGACAAUCUUCAGAAACAGCUGCAAUCUGUUUUAGAGCACAACGAACAAUUAUUUUCGCCAGUGCCCUCUACAAAACCUGAUAUAGUGUUUGUUUAUUGUGGCGUGGGAACCACAUGGAAAGGAAUGUGUGCAGAAAUGAUAAAGAUGAACCCAGUGUUUAGAAAAAGUAUAAUUGAAAUAGAUUCUUAUUUGAAAAUGCUUAAUGCAGACAUCUCAAUUUAUCAAUCGAUCCAAAAUGAGGCAGAAUCUUAUACAAAUCCCAUCCUGGCGCACAUUGCCAUUUUUUCUACACAGCUUGCGCUCGCAGCAUCGUGGAAACACAUAGGGAUACGUCCAUCUGCGGUCGUUGGACAGUCGGUAGGGGAAGUAGCCGCAGCAUACGAAAGUGGAGCACUUUCACUUGAGGAUGCCGUAACUGUCAUUUAUUACCGUUCUCUUGCUCUGUCGACAUGCGAAAAGGGCGCAAUGAUGGUCGUUCGCAAUUGCUCAACUGAGACGGUUGAUCUAGCAUGUGCUAAAAUUCAGAAAUUGUAUAAUUGCCACGCAAAUGUUGCUGUUUACAAUAGCACAGAAUCAUGUACUGUGUCUGGAGAUAAAGAAACAAUGGAGAGACUGAAAGCAGCUUUAGGAGGUGACACAGAAUUUAUACCUCUCAAUACGUCUUGCGCAUACCACAGUCACUAUACUCAAGAUGCGGGUAAAAACCUACCUGCUAUGCUGGAAAGCAUUAAACCCCAAAGUCCGUGCAUCCCAACAUUUUCAACAGUUACGGGUAAAGAAAUAAAGACCGAUUUUGCAUCGCCAGCAUAUUGGGCUUGCAAUGUUUCAAAGCCUGUAUUAUUUUUCCAAUCGAUGAAGUCAGUCAAACAGAAAUUCAAGAGCACAAUAUUUUUGGAAAUAGGACCACGACCCGUAUUUCAGGCACAUUUCGAUGUGGUUUUUCCACAAACUGAUGAUAUGAUUUUAUCAUCCAUUAACAAAUUGUCGGAGAUAGACACAUUCUUUAACUCACUGAAUGAAGUAUUCAGAAAAGGGAUAUCUCCUAUUUGGACAAAUGUCGCAGAUAUCACUGGAAGUCUCUCUGUACUUCCGACUUACGUUUUCAGCAAGAAUGAUUGCAGUGUUGAUUCGGGUAUGAAAAAUAAAUUACAACUGGGAAAAAAUCAAGAAAAAUUUGCUGGCCGUAUGGUUUCAUCCAUGCAGGAAUCAAGCUGGAAAUUUGGUUUUUAUAUCUCAAAAUCGAAUACACCUUUUGUAUAUGAACAUUUAGUAGACGACAAAAUAAUUCUACCAGGCGCUUUAUACGGAGAGAUAGCACUUGAAAUUGGGCGAAAGAUCUGGAGUGUGAAUGUGGAAGAACUUGAAAUUUCAUGGAAAAUACUGACACCUCUAGAAAUAGGAAUGGCAGAAGAAAAGUACCUUGUUAUUGAUACUGACUUUCCAUCAUCUGUAGAAGUUAAAUUCAAAGUUCGAGAAACAGAACAGUAUCCUCCAUUAGCUGAAGGGACAGUGAAACAUGUGGAUGAAUCCCAAACUGAAAUAGUAGACGUCACAAGUAUUGACGGAACCCUUGGAAUGCGAAAAUCAAAACAUCAAAUAUAUUCAUUUCUGAAUGCGUUAGGUUUCAAUCAUGGUUCUACUUUCCGAAUAAUUUCGGAAAUCCAGUCAUCAACGAAUGAGAAUCUUGCUGAUAUAAUCUUGACAAAAGCUGUUCAAAUGGAUAUGCCAAGAACCUGUUUUCAUCCCGUUAUUAUUGAUGGUAUGUUUCAGUCAUGCUGUUAUCCAACAUUGCAAUUCCAACAGGGAACACAAUCUCGUAUUUUCCCUACUUUGGUGAGGAAAUUUACAGUUAAACAACCGCCAACAAAGAAAAUGACAUGUUUUUCAAGAUUAAUGUUACUACGAAAUUCGAAAAUAAUAAGCAAUGUAUUACUUUUGCGAGGAAAUGGAACGAUUGUAGCAGAGAUGCAAGGAUUUGAGGUGGAUAUAAUCUCUAGUAUGACUGGUGUUCAAAACCAUUUUCUUGAAGAAAAAUGGCAACUGAUCGAUAUUCCUUCAGAUUGUUUUCACCAAAAUAGACCAAGUUUGAUAGCUUCGUGGAACGAGCAAACAAUGACACAGGCUAAAGAAGUCAUCUGCAGAAUUUACCCAGAUCACGGAACGGUGAACCUCUCUGAUGCUAUCCAAAGGAAGCAUUUCCUUUCAACACUGCCAGAACAAAAAAAUAUAGAUUUGUAUUUCAUUCCUGGUUUUGUCACUGCUGAAAGUUUUGAAGAUGGGGAUGAGGUAUUAGAAUGCGUGCAAAAGUCGGCACAUAUUCUUUUGACGAUACUACAAAAGAUCGACCUCAAUACAAUGAGCUUAUACAUUGUUACAGAAUGGACACAAGGUGGGGAAGAUAGAGAGGUAUUUGGUGUAUUUGGGUCGGAACUGUGGGGUAUUGGUCGUUGCUUUCAUUUGGAACAUCGUGACUUUAAACUUGCAAUGAUAGACCUGCAUGGAAACUGGCUAGACCUUCAAAAUUCAAUCCUAUCUACUAUAUCUUCACUCAGAAACGAUGCAGAAAACUCUCUCUCACGAGAACUCAUUAUAUCAUCAAAAGGAGUAUUGAGUGCUAAACUUCAACAUUCUCCAUCAAUAUACUCUGUCCAUGGUAAGAAAACAGUUGCGCCGUCAAAGGGAAAACAUUAUUCUGUUCAAACACGUUCUACGGCUAACCAACCCCCCUACUCAUUGAUUGAAACCCUAGAAACUGCUAGCAACACCAAUGGCGUUUGUAUUGUCUCCAUUCACGAAGCUUUGCUGUGCUUUCAUGAUCAUUUGUAUCCCUUCCAAAAACCAAUUCCAGUAACAAAGUAUUGGGGUCGCGAUUCUGAAAGUGGCCAUCCCGCACUGGCCUGUGAAUUCACUGGACACUCUCUGAAAAAUGGGAAGGAAAUCAUUGGUUGUUGUCUCAUAAACGUAGCAUCGUCAGUUGCCGUGAACAGACUCUGUGUAUGUGAAUUGCUAGAGAUACCAUGCUAUAGGAUGGGUAUGUUUUUCAACAUGGUAGUCGCUAUGUGCUUAGCCGAUAAAGUUCAAAAAAAGAAUAAUGUGUUCCUUUUACACGACGAAAAACACAAGGAAGUGUCAAUGGUUUUAAGAGCAUUGCUACAAAGUAAACACUGUUCAGUCACGACGGACGAAUCAAAUAUUGCGAAAGAUAGUCAAGAUUCGUCAGCAUCUGUUCUUGUCGUGCUAUCAAAACAGGUCACAUGUCCAUUUGAAGUUAUUAUUCGAUGGUUUCCGAAUAUCAAACUGUUACUUAGUAUCAAGGGUCUGCUACCAAUUUCUACAACUGCAAAUGAUCCGACAAACUACCCAAACACAGAAUCUUGUGUCGUAGAUAUGUUUGAAAUAUUUCAGCAAUCAAAAAUGCAGAAGCAGUUUAAGCGAGCAAAACGAUUGAUGUUUGAAAUAAAAGGUUUCUUUUCUAACAUUCCUAAACUAAAUUCAGAACGCAUUUUGCGUCUAUCAGUCUUCAAAGAACCGACGGAAAUAGAAAUUCCAAGCCAUAUGUUGAUAAGGAGAGACUCAGCAUACGUUGUCAUUGGUGGUCUAACAGGUUUAGGGUGGGAAGUAACAAAAUUCUUGGCUGCUCGUGGGGCAAAGUUUGUUAUAACAUUAUCGAGGAGGUCUCCCUCUGAGAUAGAAAAUCGACGAAUAGAAAACAUCAAAUGUAUCCGGAACACAUCUAUCUGGCAUGACAAAGUAGACAUUACACAAAAAGAUGAUCUUGAACGUGUCUUCUCUCGACUUGUUGGAAAUCUUGGAAUCACCAAGAUCCGUGGAAUCUUUCACGGUGCUGGUGUUCUGCAAGAUGCACCUGUGUACAAAUUAACGACCGAGAUGUUUGAUGUUCCGCUGAUUCCAAAGAUAUUGGGCACGUGGAAUCUUCAUAGAGUGACAGAAAAUAUGGACUUAGAUUAUUUCAUUAUGCACUCAAGUAUUGCCUCGCUCGUAGGAAAUAAAGCACAGGCUAACUAUGCUGCAGGGAAUGCUUUUAUGGACGCCUUUGCUCAUUAUAGACGUUCGAUUGGUAAAGCAGCACAGGUGAUAAAUUGGGGAAUGUUGUCUGUCGGAAUGGGAGCGGAUCAAAAUAUCCAGUCUAUAAGUAAAAUGCACGGAUACAAUGUUUUGCCAAAAGAAGAAUUAGUCAUUGCAUUAAAUUGUGCCUUGGUCACAACGAAAGCUCAGUUUACCGUCGCUGACUUGAAUACAUCUAUAUUAGAAAAAAGAGUUCUACAGUAUCACGAGUCACCCCAAAGUGACACGAAAGCUAGAAUCAAUGUUCACCCAGAACUUUGCGAUAGCAAGGAGCAGUUUCGUCAGCGCUGGUUAGAUCUUGUGAAGACAUCUGCUGCAUCAAUAUUAUCAGUCGAGCAAGAUGAAAUAAAAAAUACGUCAAUACUUUUGGAGAUUGGUUUGGAUUCUCAAAAAUCCAUAGAGCUUAUCAAUUCCUUGUUUGAAUCCAGUCAAAUACGGCUUCCUGUAGUUUAUCUCAUGACAGGAAAGAAAACUGUUACCGACAUUGCUAAUUAUUUUCUAUCCCAAUCAACUAAAGAGCGCACGUCACAUGAUGAUGUUUUUAUUUCUGAAAGUCCCUCACCUUUAGAGCUACACUAUUUGGAGUUGUUUGAAACUGAUUGCAAUAAUCCACAUUUAACAAUCGCAGUAGAUCUCACUGUUUCAUGGGACAUCAAUGAUGCAGCUAUAUGGAAAACAUCUCUCCUGAAUCUCAUUUUGAAGAAUCCAGAAUUGAGAACAAUAUUCCAACCAACAGAACCAGGCAAGAAGCGCACUAAUACGAUGAAGUCUGUACUUGACAUUGAGGACGUUUGUUUUGAUUUCGUCACAGUUUCGUCAAAUGAUCAACUACAAAAGGUGUUUAAGGACAUAGCAAAGUUUGAUCCAUAUGUUGACAUUCCUAUAAAGUGUAUAUUUUGGAAAUCACCAAGUUCUGGCGUUGUCAGGUUGAUACUAAAUCACUGUAAUAUAGACAAUGGGAGUAUCAGAGCCAUUGUCAAAGAUUUUCAUUACUUUUUUAAAUUCUACCUCUACCAUCAAUGUUUUCCAGAGGUGAUUCCACAAUAUUCAUUGGAUCCUGCCUUGGUGAUGGAAAAAUAUUUGAAAGAAGAAACUGAUGAACUUAAAUCUUACUGGAAUAUAGAGGUUUCAAAGUGUAAGAAAUCGCAGAGUUUUGAAGCUUUCGAAAAAGUCGAGGAGAUAUUCAACGACACAAAUGAUGUCAUCUCAAACAGUUGCAAUGGUGAACGAAAGGAAAACGACCUCAUCAUGACGGAUUGGAGCGCCAAUCACAACACCAAAGAAGUAAAACAAUUGAAUGGUGAUCACAACACAAGAGAGGUCCUUACUGAGCGUUGGAGUGACAUGAAAACACGAUCACAAGCAACUCCAAGCACUGGAGCGCAGCAACAUAACAAGGGGAGUACCCAUGAAGCAUUGGACUGUGACAAUACGAGCGAAGUCAUUAGCAAACAUUGGAGCGGCGAUCAAAUUCAAAAAUUGAAAGACGCAUCAGAAAGAAACAAUGUUUCCUUGUUUUCCUUAUUUUGCACUGCUUACCAAUUAACUCUUUCUAAAAAACUGCAAUGCGAAAGAAUAUGUGUUGUCAGUGCCAUAGACACGAGACUACAUUUCCCAGAAUUUCGCGAUAGAAUAACUAUGUGUGUUAAUUACGUUCCUAUGGUUUCCCCUGAUGUAACAAACUCAGAAUCAACGUUUUAUACAGUUCUUACAGAUAACAAAACGGUCAUUGUUGACGGAAUUGCAAAAAGUGCUCUACCAUUCAAACUGAUCAAAGAAUUGCCAAAUUUUAAAAAUGAUAUACAUAUGACACAUUCUAUAACAAUGGAGGAUUUGACAUUAUGGAAUGAAUUUAACUCGUCACACAUCCAACUAUCAGAGUUUGGUGCUGAACAGGAUCAAACGUAUGAAACAUGUCUCAGUGUCAUAAUUCUCUCCACAAGAUCUUUGGAGUUUCGAUUAAGGUACUCGCUGGAGAAAGUCGGAAGAUACAAUGCAGAAAAGAUCCUUCAGAAUAUUGAUGACGUCCUUCAAAUCAUUGCAUGUAAUCCCAACAUGAGAAUCCACUCUUGGCAGCCAAUUAUUUAACUAGAGCAGGAAAUCGAAGGAUAUACUUAUGACAACUUCAUUCUGUACAAAACAAAAAGAAAAGCCAAAAAUGUGAAAAUUCUUAUCAGACACCAUCCUGUAUUUGCAUUGGAAUGGGGAUCAAAGCAGAAAAACGUACAGCUGUGGCAGAUACCUUCCGUGAUUAGCUUAUAUCUUGUGACAUACAUAUAUCCCUUGAUCUGUUUUCUUUAAAUUAGUCCACUGUAGCAUCUCAUUCGAAUUUGUAUUUUUAUUUCCCCCCAUAGAUUUACAUGGCAUUUAGAUAAGAACUUCCAAUUCUGAAAUAUGCAUGUUCACCAAGAAUCGAAGAUAUCGUGAUGCAUGGAUUUCUGUUCUGAAGAAAAAACGAACAAAGCAUAAUGAAGAGGUGCUUGGGGGUACACAUUUGUGAAAUAAGAGAAUGCUUAGUGACAUUUUAAACUUUUUAAGCAGAUGAUGCUAACGUUGUAUGUGACAAUGGAUUAACCUCUAUUCAGAACCACUUUACGAAAAUGAAGUAUAUUGCUAACUUUUGCUGGAACUCUUUUCUUAAAUAUAAUUGCAUAUACAUGAUUACUUUUUCAUAACAUUCUACAAAUGAUACGCAUGGCAUUGUUUUACGACGAUUUAGGAUGUUUAUGAAAUUCAUUUUUAUUAUAAAGAAGCAAUCAUAUGUUGAAAAACAUAACUAGACAUAUGUAUAUCAUCAAAUUUGAUGUCGUGUAGCAUCACUAAGCGUUAGAACGUUCAAUACAAAACUAUGGAACGUUUAUGAUAAUAAAAACAUUAUAUCUACCAAAGUUUGUGUUACCCUGCCAACUCACACAAGUCGAUCAUAGAUAUGAUAAAUCAUGCUAUGGUA